Molecule: messenger RNA, 513 nt
Organism: Sesamum indicum (sesame)
Lineage: Eukaryota; Viridiplantae; Streptophyta; Magnoliopsida; Lamiales; Pedaliaceae
Product: L10-interacting MYB domain-containing protein-like
Source: RefSeq, a predicted model, not a curated record
AUGAGUCGAAAGAGGAAGGAGCCAUGCACCACGUCUUCGGAGCCAAGGUCAAGAAUUAAUGAUGCUAGGUGGGAUUUUCCACGGGUCUCUUUAUUCAUUAAAUUGAUGUAUGACCAUUACAAGAAAGGACAACUUAUCUCAUUUACAUUUAGUGAGCAAAUUUGGUGUGAAAUAGGUGUUGAGUUGUAUGAACGUAAUAGAACACAAUACACCGUGGCGCAACUUAAGGGCAAGGCCAACAGGUUUCGGAUGCUUUGGCGUCAGUUUUAUGAUUUGGUAUAUAAACGGACUGGCUUUGGUUGGGAUCCAACUACGUAUACUGUCACUGCCAGUGAGGAUCGUUGGACUGAAUGGAUAGCGGCUAAUCCGAGAGAGUUUGGCUUGAGAAAGAAGAGUCUUCCUCAUUUUGAUUUAUGUACUGAGAUGUUCUCUACUUCUGUAGCCACAAGCAAUAUUGCCCGUUCCUCCGCCAUACCUCAUUUCAACAACAAUGGCGAUGAUGAGUUGAUGUAA